AUUAUAGUUUUGGUUAUGCACGUCAUCACAUUCUGAGGAUCCCGGACGUCAUAAAACCAUGACGUCAUUUACGCCAAUAUGACGUUGACUUUCCAAAAUGGCGGACUUCACUUCCUGAUUAUCGGAUUUUCAUUCACUAACAUUCAGCUUUCCAAAUAUGGGUUGUCCGGAGAUAGAAAUGAACGAAGGGUCAAGGCAGAUGACCGCGAAACUGUCCGGAGUGUUGAAUACGUUUUGUGUUUUGCCGUCACUGAUAGUUCUUUCUGUGGGCGCAUAUAUACAAGUGGCCAUCCAGGAGCAAAUAAGUAUGAUUGAAGGUUUCAAUGGUGACGUUUUACCUGCCUUCAUGAUUAUUUUUGGAUUUUUUGGUGCAGUUAUCUGUUUAUUUGGUGGUAAAGUAUGCUGGACAAACCAGCAAUGUUCGAAAAGAAUGGAUUGGAGCAAAUAUUUGUUUCCACUUGUCAUUGUCGAACUCAUUUUAGCCAUUUUCUUUUUCGUGUCGGCUAUUAUGUGCUUUAUUCAGAUUUCAAUGUUGGAUUCAUCUUUCGAAAAGGGUCUUUCAUCUGCGAUGCGUAGCUAUAAGAAUGACAGGGUGAAGAAAAUUGAGCUAGACAAUCUUCAAAUCAGUUAUAAAUGUUGUGGAGUCAGGUCAUAUACUGACUGGUUCCAUGUCAGUUGGAUCCACGAGGAGUACAUAUCAGAAGAAAAGAAAAAGUUGUUGGCAAGUUACACUGCAGACGGUUACCUGAACGAUGACGUGCCAUUCAGCUGCUGUGUUGCUGACGUGUUACGCCCGUGCAUUCACCAUCACGUGCACGACAACGAUAUGCAUUAUAACUACGACUACCGCGCCAAGGUGACGCUGUACAGCGUGGGGUGCAAGGACGUGCUGUUGGAUAUAUACGGCAACCGCCUACUUACAGACGUCGGAGCUCUCGUUUUGUCCAUUUCGUUCAUACAGAUGAUAACAGUGGCGGUGAUGCGUCUGCUGCAGACGUCAGUGGACGGAUCACUAGAGAACGAUGACCCUGAAGAUCCCUCAAUCGGGUACAUCUUCCCAUGCAGCGGCAAGGUCGCCAUUAAAGCUGUCCAAAGAGAGGUGAAAACGUUCCACAAAAAGGACAGGAAUGCGACCAAUGGUAUUCCUGGGGACCCCACCACAGAGCCCCUCCUCGAGGACAAGGAUGAUAACAGCAGUAUUGAUACAGACAACAUUUCACUCAAUUCUUCCUUUGAAGAUGAAGGUGUUUACGAGGAAAACCCUCCUCCUGCACCAGAAGAAAAUCUGUACACGACCAUUAACUCUGCAGAGAUGCUGAACUAUCCAGAGUCGCCACGAUACACAUCCUUCUCAGGUAUUGGAGGUCAAGUUCCAGCCCCUGACCAAUACCCAUCUGGUCAGAAUGGAAUACCUAGCCACCAUGUGAUGAGCAAUGACCCAAAUGGUCAAUAUGGAAUGGUCAGCAACCACAUGAUGGGCAGUUCUCAACAUGGAAUGCCAAGCAACUACAUGAUGGGGAGUGACCAACAGGGAAUGGUCAGCAACCACAUGAUGGGUGCUGAGCCGUACGCAGCAUCGAGCACCUACAUGGCCCCUCGAAGAACCCUCACCUAUGUGAAUGAGCUACGACAGGAAGGAGACAUGACAAAAAUGUAAAACAUCAAGAUAUAUAUGUGAAAUUCUGUUAAAA
Messenger RNA from Mizuhopecten yessoensis (Yesso scallop), 1691 nucleotides. RefSeq names its product peripherin-2-like. Gene Ontology annotation, biological process: visual perception. NCBI's taxonomy places the organism in Eukaryota, Metazoa, Mollusca, Bivalvia, Pectinida, Pectinidae. The transcript has 4 exons. The record is from RefSeq and is a predicted model, not a curated record. Gene Ontology annotation, cellular component: membrane. Bases 158 to 1657 code for a protein of 499 amino acids.